AUGGAAGACGAAAAGAAAGUCAGAGACACGAUGGAGGGGCGCGAACACAGUUUCACCCUUGGUGAAACUGUCUCGACAAAUGGGAACCAUGGUACGACGGAGGUGCAGCAGCAAGCACCAAGGCAGAAGAUCGGAGACUCGGAGACUAAAGACCUUACCAAGGACGAGCGAAUUGAGUUGGCGGGGCAUGACAUCGACGACGCGUGCGGGCAGUUCGAGGAGAAAAUGAAGACCCGCGAUUAUCGACCCUUCGUCGACGAAUCAGGCUUUGUGUACCGCUUCACAUUGGUGAGGAAGGAUAUACUGAAGAACCGACUUGCAAAACAUCGUAUGAAGGCGGAAUUGAUGGAUAUCCGGCGCGAACGACUCUUGAGCGAAAACUUGCGCGGAAAAGAUGGAGCAGAUGACGGCCAGCGCUUGUACCUCCCAAUGUCAACAGCACCUCAGUCUGUCAAUGAAGGUGACGCAGCUGUCGACUCUGUUGAACCUAGGAGGAGGAAGCCGAGCGUGACGGUGUUGAUGCAUAGUCAUAGGACUAUUCCGGAUACCAACCUGGAGAUUCAGGCGAGGACCCCAGAGAGCGGAUGGUGA
Fonsecaea nubica is the source of this 591-nucleotide messenger RNA. RefSeq lists its product as hypothetical. The record is from RefSeq and is a predicted model, not a curated record. The transcript has 4 exons. The coding region runs from base 1 to 591 and encodes 196 amino acids. Lineage: Eukaryota; Fungi; Ascomycota; Eurotiomycetes; Chaetothyriales; Herpotrichiellaceae.